AUGGAUGACUACGAUGAGAUACCAGUUGACAAAAAUGUGAGCGAAGAGGGAAGAGGAGAAGAAGAUGAUGAUGACGAGGAGGGAGAGGAUGAUGGAGACGACGAAAAUGAAGGAAAUGACGGAAACGACAGUGCCAGGCCUUUUUCUCGUUCUGGUAUGUUUCGACGACGAUUACAACGUCGAACGGAAGGUGAGGAAACGCUAAGAAAACGCCCGAGAGUGUCGUCCCCAGUGAAAGCGGAUACGACUGAAGAUUCGAGCUUAACUUUGGAGGAGAUUGUCAUGGAACAAGGUGACAUAGGAGCGCUAGAGCCGCAAGCAUCAGCGUUGGAGUCACAAGCAUCGUCGCCUUCACCACUCAAACAGUUUGAGCAACAUCCGAUCGGCAGCAGUAGUGGUGAUGGAACGUCAGUACAACAUAUUGACAUUGUCGAUGAACAGGAAGCAGUCGAAAAAAUUCCAGUGUAUAAGCUGAAAUUUCAUCUCAAAAGACAGAAAUCAGAAGCUUGCACAGCAAAUGCAGAACUCAUAUUAAGUGACUCGAUAACAAUGGCUGUACGUAGAAGAGUGCAUGUCGUCCGUAAAUCAGCUGUUCCCGCUAGCUUACUUGCCGAUCUUGAAAAGCGUACAUCUUAUACGGGUGGAUUGACAGAAGUCGAGAACGUUUGGCAGCUAAGCAAUUUUAUACAUAGAUGUCAUGCACAGCCUGUACAGGACUUGCCAUGGCUGGAAGUCAGAGAAAUGCCUACGAUCAAAGGACGAGGUGUUUUCGCUAAGGUAGACAUCGCUGUUGCUGAUUAUCGUGGUUACCGUGGAUUGUCGGAAGACGUUUUGAAGCCUUACAAUAAGGAACUUGAUGAAGAGCAACGCCAAAAAGUUGCCAAAUAUUGGAUGGGAGUGGAAGGAAGCGACUGCAAUUACAUCGUACUUGCUCACUGCGACUCGCACAAAGCGACAGUAACGCUUGGGCGGCUCAUAAACCAAUCAAUUGAGCACGCCAACCUAAAUAUGAAGUGCAUGUACCUUGGUAAACGCCGAGUUCGAUGGGCGCAUUGUUUGAUAGCUAGUCGCGAUAUUCAGGCUGGUGAACAGCUAUUGUGGAACUAUGCUGUAAGGGAAAGAGAUCCAAGCAAGCCCAGUUCUCCGAAAAAUUUUCCGUGCAUCUGUCACGUCUGUAUGCGAUCUGGCUGCAGCAGAAGGCCUGAUUUCGACAUUGGAGAACUUCUAUUUUUGGUGACACAGAAAGCACGCGCAGUAGAAUUGUUGCUGGAAAGUACUCCUGCUGCCGAUCCAAGAGUAGCAUUUGCAAGGAGCAGGCGUACCAUUUUCACUAAUAGAGAUGUGUUUCCGGACCCUACCAUGUUCUUGGUAAAGGUCGCAUCUCCCUUGGCACAGUUGCUACAAAUAGCGACGGAAGCUGCUUUUAAGCGCAUGGAAUCGGUUGUUCUUAUUCUGUACCAAAAGCAGAAUGAUCCACAACCGCUAUCCUGUUAG
Molecule: messenger RNA, 1494 nt
Organism: Cylicocyclus nassatus
Lineage: Eukaryota; Metazoa; Nematoda; Chromadorea; Rhabditida; Strongylidae
Source: the annotation of a GenBank genome assembly